AUGGGCAACGGCCAUACGAAGCAGUCCACGGCGGGGCUGGCGUCGGCGCCGCUACCGCGCUCCGACCAGACGAAGGCAUAUCCGGGCUACACGAAAGCGGCAAACCUUUCGCCCAAUGCGGACCACGCCGAGGCGUUGGCAGCGACCGCGCGACUUACGGCUGAGGCUGCGCCACGAGCACUUCCUAUGGUUGCACCCUCUGCCCCUUCGAGUCGGACAGGGUGGAUGAACAUGGAUACCCCUGCUAAUACCACGAGGCUGCUGGGCAAGGGCAAGUACAUCAAGGAGUAUGGUGCCUUGGCCAUGAGCCACCGCGCCAAGACAGUGCUGCUGGGCACACUGUUUCUCUUUUGUGAAGCUGAGACGGAAAGCAUGGUGGUGUCGUACCAUGAGAAGAGCACAGGCUCUGUGUAUACGUGCAGCUACACGGAUGCGGAGCUGGGGCAGGCAAAGGAGGCUGCAGGCGUGGGCUUCUCGUGGGCUCCCUUCUUCAAGUCCAUCGCUACAGCCAUGAUCAAGUCCACGGCGACGGUUACCUCUCUCACCCCGACCCGAAAGGACGCCGGCUUCACCAUCUUCGAUAGGAAAGAGCCCUCCUGCACGUACUCAUUUGUGGUGCCGAUGGAGAUGGUAUCGAAUGGCUGCUCGCCGAAUGCACAGGAGGUCUUCCGUUAUGUUAUGUACCCGUUGACACGUGCACUGCGGUACAAUCGUACGUUCGGUAGCUCGAGCAGGAGGGAGAUGUAUGCGCAGAAACUGGAGUGUGACUUGACGGUGCACGCUGCUGCGGCAACGCAGCAUACGACCUACGUAGACAAGCUGCUGCCGACCGUGCGCCCACUGCGAGAGGAGUCGGCGCUGCAUUCUCAUCUCGCCAUGGCCGUUGGUCGCGAGGUGCGCAACCUUGAACGAUGUCUCAAGGCCCGCGAGGAACACAUAAUCACAAAGCACCCACUCGACCAGCUGUACGACGAGGGCGGUGCACAGAGCUUCCAGCACACCCUGUGGUGCCCUGAGUACAUCCCGCAAGAGGAGGACCCGGACGAGCUACUUUCGCUUUGUAUCCGCUGUGCAUUCCCGUUAGACCCUAGCAUGAAGCUGAGUGACAUCUCGAGUGUGUUAGAGCGGCCCGAAAUUCGGAAGAAGAUGGAUGCAAGCGGCAACGGCCGGGUUAUUGCAGAGGCGUUCGAGAUCUUCAAGGGAAUCGACCACUGGGACUACGACACAAUUCAGCUGGAGAUCAUCACCGACGGCAACGCCCUCUUCUACACGACCUAUCUCCUGCUUUACAAGCUGGACUUGGUUCGCUACUUCAACCUAGAUGAUGCCGUGCUGCGCCGCUUCCUCAUAGCUGUGCAGAGUGCCUACCACCCCAACCCGUACCACAACGCCAUGCACGGCGCGGAUGUGACCCAAAUCAACUACUACAUUAUGAUUGUGGCCGGGCUUAGCGUCAAGUGCUGUUUGAGCAACGAAGAGAUCUUCGCCGGCAUUAUCGCCGGCGCCGUGCACGACUUUGACCACCCUGGCCUUAACAACAACUUCCACUCGCGCACUGGUGCCUACCUCGCCACGCUCUACAACGACCGGUCUAUCCUGGAAAAUCAUCACCUUGCAUGCACAUUUGAGCUGCUGCGCAACCCGCGCUACAACAUCUUCGCGACGUUGUCAGACGAGCAGCGGCUGCUUGUGCGGGAGACCAUACUAGAGAUGGUGCUGGCUACCGACAUGGGCAACCAUGCGCGCAUCUUCAAGAACUUCCAGGUGCGCAUGUCGGAGGCGACGGAGUGGCACUCCAAAAAGGAGGACGUGCGACUCGCUCUCUCCAUGUCGAUCAAGAUGGCCGAUAUUUCAAACUGCGCGCGACCCAACCAUAUCUACGCUGAGUGGGCUAAGAACAUCUCGAAGGAGUUUUACCUGCAAGGUGAUGCGGAACGGAAGCUGAAUCUCUCCAUCUCUCCCUUCAUGGACCGGACGAAGGAGAUGGGGGAGUUCCCGAAAGGUCAGGUUUCAUUUAUGAUGUACAUUGUGCAACCUAUGGUGGAGGCGAUCUCGGCGCUGCUGCCAUCCAUGACCUUUGCAGUAAAUUUGUGUGUUGACAACAAGGAGUACUGGAGGCGAAAGACAGAGGAGGCACAACAGGCCGAGUCAGUGGAGACGCCUGUGAACAGCGAGACGAAAGGUGCUCCUUCUUUAGAGGUGUGA
Molecule: messenger RNA, 2205 nt
Organism: Leishmania braziliensis MHOM/BR/75/M2904
Lineage: Eukaryota; Euglenozoa; Kinetoplastea; Trypanosomatida; Trypanosomatidae
Exons: 1
Coding region: 1-2205 (734 amino acids)
Biological process (GO): signal transduction
Molecular function (GO): 3',5'-cyclic-nucleotide phosphodiesterase activity
Source: RefSeq, a predicted model, not a curated record